Molecule: messenger RNA, 468 nt
Organism: Raphanus sativus (radish)
Lineage: Eukaryota; Viridiplantae; Streptophyta; Magnoliopsida; Brassicales; Brassicaceae
Product: dormancy-associated protein homolog 4-like
Exons: 3
Coding region: 89-358 (89 amino acids)
Source: RefSeq, a predicted model, not a curated record
AUAAAGAAAAACGCUAGAGAGAUAAUUAACAAAACCCUUUAGAGAGAACACAAAAACAAAAACCCUUUUGAAAAAAUUGAUUGGAGUUAUGGGAUUUUUACACAAGCUCUGGGAUGAAACUGUGGCCGGUCCUGCCCCAGAGAAUGGUCUUAGGAAGUUGAGAACUCACAUUUCCGGCGGAAGUGUCACAAGUAAUGGUCACCAGAUCAAGUUGAGGGUGGAUCCAGGUCGUGUCCCGGAUUCUCCUGUCGGAUCAAGCAUCCCCGAAUCUCCUUUGACUCCUGGAACACCAAAUGAGACACAUGCCACGAGUCUCAAUGCUUGCGAUUGGGUUGUGCUAAAUGCAUUGGACCGUUGAAAUGGAUUAGGGGGAAACACAUGUACGUGAAAAAAACACCCGAUCUAACGACUUUAUCUGUAUAUAUACGAAGUGUACAAAACGUAUAACGGGUUCAUGUAAAUAGUAGU